AUGGCGGAUUCAAUACGAUCUCGCCCACACACACGUUCGCGAUCUCGUGUCCUUUCCACUGGGUCAGUUGCAGUUGAUGAUGAUGAUUCUUCACACUCAUGCUCUGCCAGUGGACAUCCUCCUGGAGCCUUUGAAAGCUCCAUUGUCGAAACACUCUCUCGAUUCGAAGCUGGUUUGAAUACAGCUCCUGACACGCUUGAUGAAGCUGGUUCUCUUGAUGAGAAUAUUGGACACUCAGGUGUCUACCGUUCGGGCGAGGCAAUAUCAGACCAACAGAUGGAACAUCUCAAGAUGAUACUUGAGAUGGACAAGGGGAAGCAAAGAGUCCUAGAACUCGAACUACAACUGGAAAAACUCCGUCAACAGAGAUCCUCUACGGAUCGACCACAGGAUGUCAACAAUCAUCCUGCCACCACAUCAACAGCCCGUACAGCCACAUGGAAUCCUAAUCUCGGUGAAAGGUUGGAAUUCAACCUUUAUGAACUGAAUAGCCGUGUUGGCAAGGCAAUCUCCCAAUUCAAGGAAGAUGUCAAGAAUACUAGAAAUGACAGACCCAGAACCCUCUACAAAGAGAUGAUGAAUGGGCACCAUUCUGGGACGCCAGAAACUGGUGGCUCUACACAUUCAUCUCGAACUCCUUGGGUGCAGGUGUCAGACCAUGAAUACUCUGUCCCCAAAACACAGUUACAUCAUGAGGCAGUUCUGGAAUUCAUGUCUCUUGAUGACAUACAGGUCACCAAUCUACACACAUUCUUUGAUAAGUUCCAGUCCGCCAUCACGAAAUUGGAGAUGUUGGAUGCUUCCCCCUCAGAUGCGUGGAUAUUUGAUACCUUCUACUCAGUUCUACUCAACAAUUGGAGGAAUUACAUUCAGAAGAAGAUAGAGGAGAUACAGGAUUUCAAAUCCACAGCUGUGGUAUUGAAUGUUGAUCUUCUCAUGGAGGAAAUCCGUUCGCGGCUUGAUCCUCCAAAAGAUAAAAAGAAUCUGCAGAAUAUAGAUUCUGCGGCCAACUCUGCUACAACAGCUACAACAGCUACAACAGCUACAACAGCUACAACAGCUACAACAGAUACAACGACCACUACACCUACCAAUUCUAACAACAAUACAUUGAAUUCGGCCCGUGGAGGCCGUACUGGACGUGGUCGUGGUAGUACUCAAGGGGGCUUCCGAAACCAUCAGGGAUUGGGAAAUCCACCUACAUGUUCUGAUUACAGUGCUUCAGAUAAUUGGAGGAUCUACAACGCUGUGAGGAUAAAGGAAUUCAAAGAAAAGAAGGAAAAGAACAAUAGUGAGGGUGGGACUCAACUAUUCAUUACAGAUGGUUCAGAGACCUUUCAGAUGGCAAACCUCGCGGAGGUUAUCAAUGUGCCAGCCUGUUUUGUGAAACUCCACAAGGAUCCCUUCAACGGGCGUUUAUACAUAUCAAAAGAUGUCAUCUUCAAGAAGGACCUCCAUCUUGCCGAUCCAUCGAUACCGACAACGCACAACCCGAAGGUUCUACCCAAUGCGGCCUGUAAAGCGGCUGCGGUGAUUCCUUCGGCGACACCAGGCCUACCCACUGCGGCCCGUCAAGAGACUGCAGCGAUUCCUGAUUCAUCAAUUGAUAAUCUAUUCAUUGAUGAGGAAAUUCGACCUGAGUGUCCAUUAUUUCUCAUACUCACUAAUAAUUGGUGGAUUGACUAUGAUAUCUCCGCGAGAAUACCUACCCUUUUAGUGCAGAAUACACUGAACUCCCCGGAACCCACAGUUGAAUCUGAUGACCCUCUGACAUCUACAAGAGAUAUCACUAUAGUGGGGGAAUCAACAGUGAGGGAAUCUUCAGUGAGGGACAGUCUUGAAGACCUACUCACUGAUCCCGAGAUCACUGCACUUUCAAUCCUGAAAAACCUCACGCGCGUCAAAGCUUCCAUGGAAUGGAAGUAUUAUUACAAGGCCUGUGUUAAAGAGAUCAACCGUUUGAAAUAUAUGUGUUGGAAAGAGAAUAUAAAGAAGAUAGGGGGAUAGAGGGAUAAAAAAUGAUGUAUAUCAUGACUGGUUUUUCAUUACUUCACAUUUUCCAGUCAUUUUUUGUACCUGUACUUGAUUUGAAGGCGAAUUUUG
This is a messenger RNA of Blastomyces dermatitidis ER-3, 2103 nucleotides long. RefSeq lists its product as uncharacterized. NCBI's taxonomy places the organism in Eukaryota, Fungi, Ascomycota, Eurotiomycetes, Onygenales, Ajellomycetaceae. The transcript is spliced from 5 exons. The record is from RefSeq and is a predicted model, not a curated record. Bases 1 to 2007 code for a protein of 668 amino acids.